GGCAUCUCCAUCAGCAUGACGAAGCAGGUCGUUUUCACCGAGGAGGCCAACCCCCCUCUCCCCAUCUACUCCCAGGCCAUCAUCUCCGGGAAGACGAUCUAUGUCUCGGGUAGCAUUGGGAUUGACCGCGAGUUCAAGCUCGUCGAGGGUGGUGUCCAGGCGCAAACCCGCGCUGCCCUCGACAACCUCACCAAAGUCCUCAAGGGGGCAGGUGUCACCCGUGACUCUGUUCUGAAGGUCAACAUCUUCCUCACGAACCUCCAGCGUGACUUCGCGCCGCUGAACGAGGUCUACCAAGAAUACUUCCCUACGAACCCCCCUGCACGCACUUGCAUCGGUGUCGCGGCCCUCCCUCUUGGUGCUGAUGUGGAGAUCGAGUGCAUUGCCGAACUUCCCUGAGGGAAGCUAUGCGCCGGAUUAUGAGGCCUUGAGGGAUGAGAAGUCAAUGACUUACUGUAAUGAUAUUCACCUGAAUUUCUCGAGCAUUCCUCAAACGUGCUUGAAAGCUCCGCCGGCUUAGACUUUGAGUGCGGUGAGCCUUGUGGCUGUCGCAGCGCAUCGAGCGGUGCCCAGGUAAAGACCGUGGUGAUAUGUAGGAGUAUCGUAGACGCCCAUAUAGGACGAUAUAAUCAUUACAAAAUCAGGUACAGUGCGCGCCGCGAGUACGUCAUCGCGACGCGUUGCCUUUCUCGCUCUUUC
This is a messenger RNA of Dichomitus squalens LYAD-421 SS1, 699 nucleotides long. Its product is annotated as YjgF-like protein. The record is from RefSeq and is a predicted model, not a curated record. Lineage: Eukaryota; Fungi; Basidiomycota; Agaricomycetes; Polyporales; Polyporaceae. Gene Ontology annotation, cellular component: mitochondrion; cytosol. The coding region runs from base 16 to 399 and encodes 127 amino acids. Gene Ontology annotation, molecular function: deaminase activity. The transcript is spliced from 4 exons.